Mollisia scopiformis is the source of this 960-nucleotide messenger RNA. Its product is annotated as short-chain dehydrogenase/reductase. Gene Ontology annotation, cellular component: lipid droplet; endoplasmic reticulum. Gene Ontology annotation, molecular function: triacylglycerol lipase activity; acylglycerone-phosphate reductase (NADP+) activity. The transcript is spliced from 3 exons. The record is from RefSeq and is a predicted model, not a curated record. Gene Ontology annotation, biological process: triglyceride catabolic process; phosphatidic acid biosynthetic process. Bases 1 to 867 code for a protein of 288 amino acids. Lineage: Eukaryota; Fungi; Ascomycota; Leotiomycetes; Helotiales; Mollisiaceae.
AUGGCUUCUGCGCGGAAAUCGGUUCUUAUCACUGGGUGCUCUGCUGGCGGAACCGGUGCUGCUUUGGCCGAAGUCUUCCAUGAGAAAGGAUAUCAUGUUUUCGCCACUGCUCGAACACCAUCCAAAGUAUCGCAAUCUUUAUCUAAAUCUGCAAAUGUUACUGUUCUAACCCUUGACGUUUUGUCGUCCGAUUCCAUUGCUGCAGCCGUCAAGAGCGUCAGUGCGGAGACAGGAGGAAAACUCGAUGUUCUUGUCAACAAUAGUGGCACGGGCAUCGUAUUACCAGCUUUGGAUACGUCCAUUGAAGAUGGCAAGAAGUUGUUCGACGUCAAUUUCUGGGCCGUUUUCGCUAUGAUUCAGGCUUUUGCGCCGCUGCUGAAGAGUGCCGGGGGUUACGUUGUGAACAUGGCGUCUGUCAGUGGAGUUGUUCCAAUUGUGUUCAAUAGCUUUUACAACGCUUCCAAAGGAGCUUUGGUCGUUGCUAGUGAGACUUGGCGUUUGGAGCUUGGACCUCUUGGGAUUAAGACCCUCACUCUUAUGACCGCCGCCGUCAAGACUAAUUUCUUCCAAAAUAUUGAUGCCGUCAAAGUACCCGAAAAUUCAUACUAUUCCAGUGUUCGCGAUUUCAUUGAAGGCCUGGGAGAUGGUAAAGCGCAGGAGAACGGGAUAUCCGCACGGGAGUUUGCGACUAAAGUCGUCCGAGAAGUAGAGAAAGGAACGACAGGAAAGUUUUGGGUUGGCGGUGGUGCUGCUGGGGCUCGUUGGGGAUCAUGGCUAUUGCCACAAUGGGCUCUCGAUCGAUUGUUGGAGAGCAUGAAUCCAGUCUCUGGAAGAAUUGCGAAUGAUCACAAAACAAGAAAGGCUUAAAUCAGGAUCUUGUGAACAGGGUUAUGAUAGGAGUGGCCAUCCGAUCAAGAUGUCCAUUUGAAUGCAUUGGUUUUCUUUUAUAAUAGAUAGGAC